AUGCCGUGCAUGCAGCAGCUCUCUCUCUUUUUAGAUGUGACUAAAACCAAUGAGGGCCCAUCAAUGUCGGAGCUGGAAAGAGGCUUCUUCACAGACUGCAAUCUCUCCUCUUUGUCUGUUGAAGGGAUGUUAAGAUCAUCCAAAGGGAUCAUAGUAGAGUAUCCAGAUUCCAACCCUACCUUACCAGUUUGGUUUAAUUACUCCUCUAGUGUUCUUUCACCUUCAAGUGCCCCCAGCAAAAACUCUCUCCUGUCUCCAGGCAACACGCUGAACACUGGACUUAACGGUCUCGCAGAGGACAGGUCCUCCACACCUUAUGAGAGAGUAACUUUCCAAAAGCCUGGCCUAGCAAGCUCACUGGAUCUGUCCUGUAUUGAUUUGACUACCUCCCAUCCCUUAUGGGAAGUCUCUCUCAUCAAGCCCUGCACAGAAAGCCCAAAACCAGGCCUGAACCCAAACAAACUGGAACCAGCAUGGAGCCCUAGUUACCAGUCAGCACCCCGUACACUAGCAGAGAUUUCCUCUCUGGUCUGGUCAGGGAGGUCGCUGGGUAAAUCCGUCACAGAGGACCAUCAGAGGUCAUGUCUGGAAGCCACGUUCCAGGAAUCAAACCGUCGCCAUGCUGUUCUCGAGCUUGCAGAUGAGCAGCAGAAGAGUGUGCCCAGAGACCUGCCUCUCUAACAUCAUACUGGUGUAGUAAAGUUCACUUUAGGUAAGGGUAUCACCUGUCACGUACCCUGUAUUCUGCCUAAUACUGGAUCCAUAGUAAACAUUCCAUUUUCUUUCAUGUUUUCUAAUUGUUUGGGGUUUUGGUUGCAGGAAGCACAUGUUGACCCAUCCUAUACUACUAACAAGUUAAAUGUGUUUGCUGUUUCAAAAAAUAAAAUAA
Messenger RNA from Electrophorus electricus (electric eel), 889 nucleotides. The record is from RefSeq and is a predicted model, not a curated record. NCBI's taxonomy places the organism in Eukaryota, Metazoa, Chordata, Actinopteri, Gymnotiformes, Gymnotidae.